Anopheles nili is the source of this 877-nucleotide messenger RNA. It is a transcript of the gene mRpL47, whose product is annotated as 39S ribosomal protein L47, mitochondrial. NCBI's taxonomy places the organism in Eukaryota, Metazoa, Arthropoda, Insecta, Diptera, Culicidae. Bases 34 to 816 code for a protein of 260 amino acids. Gene Ontology annotation, molecular function: structural constituent of ribosome. Gene Ontology annotation, cellular component: mitochondrial ribosome; mitochondrial large ribosomal subunit. The record is from RefSeq and is a predicted model, not a curated record. The transcript has 3 exons. Gene Ontology annotation, biological process: mitochondrial translation.
UGCGGCAGCAAACAGCAGUGAAGUGAAGAAAGGAUGAAUAUUCUAAGGCAAAUUCUACCAGUAUCCCUACAAUUUGCAAGAUGUAUUUCCACAACAACCUCUCAACAGGCUUUGGCACUUUAUCGAAGGAAAGCAACAAUGCCGGUACGACAAAUCUGCACCACCCCAUCCCGGUAUGAUUUGAUGGAAUUCUUCGACGACAAGAAGAACUGGGGCGAACAGGAAGUAAAACAUGGUCGCGCGUGGACAAAAGACGAUCUGCGGAUUAAAUCCAAUGGUGACCUGCACAAACUUUGGUUCGUACUGCUGAAGGAACGUAACAUGCUGCUGACGAUGGAACAUGAGUGCAAAGCAAAGAUGGAGCUGUUUCCGAGCGCCGAGAGGCUAGAUAAGGUUGAAGAAUCGAUGGGAAAUUUGGAAGAAGUAGUGCGGGAGCGGAACCGUGCCUAUUACGAGCUAGAAACGGGCGAAACCGGCGAACGUCCCGGCCGAGUCGUUCCAAACGAGCUGGGAGUACGGUUUUACUAUCGCGCAUUUGAACACGUGAUUCCGAGGUACGCCAACCGCAAAUGGAACGAACGGCACAAGUUCACAUUUGGCGGAAAAGCAGUAUGGAAGUUCCUGCGCCUGUACCGCGAGCGGCUGUACAACCAGAAGCGAAAGCUGCGCAAUCGCGAACGUAACGAGGUGGUUCAUCUGUUGCGACGAUUCCCCAACAUUGAUCGCGACUCGCUGGCCCAACGGUUCCCAUCGGUCGACGUGGAAAAGCUGUACAAGUUGGAUAAAAUCCGUUUGAACCGGUCGGUGGACAAUUAGCGUAUACGCUGAUCGAUGCGAAGAUGCUAGUGGUGAAUAAAGAAUGUAACAUGUGAACAAA